Malania oleifera is the source of this 963-nucleotide messenger RNA. Its product is annotated as peroxidase N1-like. Gene Ontology annotation, molecular function: peroxidase activity; heme binding. Lineage: Eukaryota; Viridiplantae; Streptophyta; Magnoliopsida; Santalales; Ximeniaceae. Gene Ontology annotation, biological process: response to oxidative stress; hydrogen peroxide catabolic process. Gene Ontology annotation, cellular component: plasmodesma; plant-type cell wall. The transcript is spliced from 3 exons. Bases 1 to 963 code for a protein of 320 amino acids. The record is from RefSeq and is a predicted model, not a curated record.
AUGGUGGUUUGCGUGGUGGUGGUGGCCAUGGCGGCCACCGGGGCUCGUGGGCAGGGAACCCGAGUAGGGUUCUACGGGCGUUCCUGCCCUCGAGCCGAAUCCAUCGUCCGAGCAACUGUGAGGACUCACUUCCGGUCGGACCCCUCAAUCGCUCCAGGAUUGCUUCGGAUGCACUUCCAUGACUGCUUUGUUCAGGGCUGCGAUGCCUCCAUUCUCAUUGACGGACCCUCCACAGAGAAAACAGCGCCACCCAACCUCAACUUGAGGGGUUACGAAGUCAUCAAUGACGCCAAAACCCAACUCGAAACAAUUUGUCCUGGCGUUGUCUCGUGUGCUGAUAUUGUAGCCCUUGCGGCACGCGACUCUGUAGUUCUGACUAAUGGACCAACUUGGGCAGUGCCAACUGGACGAAGGGAUGGUCGAGUUUCAUUGGCUUCUAACACUGCCAAUUUGCCAGGGUUUACUGAAUCUGUUGAUGUGCAAAAGCAGAAGUUUGCAGCAUUGGGCCUCAGUACUCAAGACCUUGUAACCCUUGUUGGAGGACAUACCAUUGGAACUUCAGCUUGCCAAUUCUUUAGGUAUAGGUUGUACAACUUCACCAACACAACUAGCAAUGGGGCUGAUCCUUCCAUCAAAUCAAAUUUCCUUCCUCAACUACGGGCCCUAUGUCCUGCAAACGGUGACGGGACAAGGCGUGUCGGACUCGACACCGGCAGCUCCGGUGUGUUCGACACAUCUUUCUUCUCAAACUUGAAGAAUGGUCGAGGAAUACUCGAAUCCGAUCAGAAGUUAUGGACUGAUAACUCCACCAAGCCUUUGGUCCAGCGAUUCCUAGGGGCAGGGGGCUUGCUUGGGUUAACCUUCAAUGUGGAGUUUGGAAGGUCCAUGGUGAAGAUGAGUAACAUUGGUGUGAAGACAGGAUCAAAUGGUGAAAUUCGCAAAGUGUGCUCAACAAUUAAUUAA